Messenger RNA from Emiliania huxleyi CCMP1516, 1000 nucleotides. RefSeq lists its product as hypothetical. The record is from RefSeq and is a predicted model, not a curated record. NCBI's taxonomy places the organism in Eukaryota, Haptophyta, Isochrysidales, Noelaerhabdaceae. Gene Ontology annotation, cellular component: cytosol; nucleus. Gene Ontology annotation, biological process: protein folding; chaperone-mediated protein complex assembly. The coding region runs from base 28 to 687 and encodes 219 amino acids. Gene Ontology annotation, molecular function: Hsp90 protein binding; protein-folding chaperone binding. The transcript has 6 exons.
CAUCAACAGCGCGCCGGUCGAGACACGAUGCCAGAGCUCACGCCGACUCUGAUCUGGGCGCAACGCGCGAGCAAGGUCUUUGUCACCUUCGAGCAGCUGGGCACCACCGACGUCAAAGUCUCGCUGACCGCCGGCCUCUUCACGCUGUCGGCCAACGUCAAGGACAGCGACAAGAGCUACAAGAUCGAGAACAUGCCGCUCUGGGAUGAGAUCGACGAGGAGGGCAGCACGUGGUUUCAGAACGACAGGGCUGUGGUGAUCUCGCUGAAGAAGAACAAGGAGGAAUGGUGGGACGGGCUGACCAAGGAGAAGUCGCUCAAGCGCUUCAUCAAGGUGGACUUUGCCAAGUGGUGCGACGAGGACGACAAGGAGUACACUGGCGAGGACUCCUUCCCGGGCGGCGGGUACGACGAGAUGGGCGGCAUGGGUGGCAUGAUGGGCGGCAUGGGCGGGAUGGGCGGCAUGAUGGGCGGCGGCAUGGGCGGCAUGGGCGGGAUGGACAUGGACAAAUUGAUGGCUGGCAUGGGCGGCAUGGGCGGCGGCGACUUUGAUGGCGACGACGACGACGCGCUCGACGACAUCGACCACCUUCCCGGCCUGCCUUCGCUCGCGGACGAGGACGGCCCGCCUCCUCUCGAGGACGAUGCCAGCAAAGCGGCGGAGGCGGAGCUCGAGGAGGUGGACUGAUCGCGGCACACACGCCCUUCUACCGCGCCCUCUCCAGACCCGCCAAAUACUCGUGCGCAGCCCCGUGCGCUCCUACCCGAUGUGUUGCGAACCUUAUGUGUGGCUCGGGGGCGCCAACGCGCCCCCGCGCCCGAGCCUGCCGAGGCCCCGAGCAGCCCCCCCCUUCCCCCCCCUCCUCGCUUUGAAAGAGUUUGAGGCGUCCGCUCCGUUGUCCCCGCGUCGCCCACGUCCCAGCAUCAGAAGAGCGGCUCCCCCCCCGCCCCCCCGCACGCCCCCCUCUCCUCUCUCAUUGUACGUUUAGAUGAAAUUAGCA